UGAGAUAUUUAGUCUCUAUUUAAUUCACUACCUUUGUUUCUUAAAGUUUUGCUGUCGAACUAUGAACUAUAUUUUUCUGUUUGUUCAGCUGUAAUUUAUUCCAUAUUCUCAUAAUUGUGCUUAUUAUACAUGUCCUACAUAUAUACAUGUAUAUGUAUUCUUUGCACCACAUUUCUUGUAUUAUUCUCCCAGAAUUCGCUAAAUAUUACUCCAUCCAUUCAUCCUUAUCCCUCACAUUAUACUCAACCCAACACUAUCUAAUCAAUAAUAUGGAAAUUACGGAAAACUAAUACUUGUAAAAUAUAAUUUACAUUUCUUGUCAAAAGUAGUAAUUGUUAUGGAUCUCCUAUUUCCAGAAAUUCAAUUUCAUCCGCAAGUUGUCAUAUUCAAAUUCUAAGUUUAUGGAAUAUGAAAUAUAUGAAGUAUUUAAUAUUUGAGAUGCAAGUCUUUGCCAUUGAAUAACCUGGUGACAAAUAUGAUAAUGUAACUCUUCUAUGUUCCAGAAAACGAUUUAUUUCUACGAAAUUGGGCUUAUCACUGUGAUGAAUGAAGUUCACAUAAUUUAAGUAAAAACCAACGAAUUUAUUCAGAUUACUGUUCUACACACUUUUGUCACACACGAAUUGAUAAAAAAAACAAUUUGAAAUAAUACCCAGGAGUGAUUUUAUGGCAAAAUGAUUCUCACAGUUUGCAAGAACAGAUUGGAACUGUCAUGACUGGAAAGAUUUCAUAGCCCGUAACAAAUCUUGAGGAAAAAAACAGUUGAAAAGCAAGCCAGUGGAUGGAAAAUUAUAGACUAGUCAGCAUCUAGCGUUUGUUAUGGCCGACGAAAUCACUCCGCCGCAUGAAGCAAAAUCAUUGAAUGUCGAAAGUAAGAGUAAAGACAUAUCGAUACGGGAGAAUCCUUGUUUCACUGAAAGAUAUUGGGGGGAGAAAGAUCCAGAUCCUAAUCAAGUCGAAUGCUUUUUAACAAACCCCAAUGAAGCUGAAAAAGAUGUUAAUAACGAAAUCUGCAACAGAUUAUUGUGCCAAAUAUGCAAUGCCAUUUUUAAGGGAUCAUGUUCAAGACACAACCUUUUGGAACACAUAAAUUCGAUUCAUAGUUUUGACAUUUUUAACAAAGGUCAUAGAUGUCAUGCUUGUAACCUGGUAUUUUACACUUUGAAAGCAUUUGAGACGCACAAAAAUAUUUGUGAAAAGAAAUCCACAAGUAUUAUUUCAAUCGAAACCCAUUCUCUUGAUGAUAUCAAAGAAAUUGUUGCAAUAGACCAUGAGAAGAGCAAAUCUAAUGCAAGAACUGCAGAAAGCAAUGCUAAGAUUAAAGAAGAAGAUGGAAAUGAAGAUGCAAGUUUCCAAAGUGAUUUAUUACCAGAUAGAAGAGAUGUAAAAGACAAUUCUUUCAAAUGCUACAUCUGUUCCACCAUACUUAGAACGACAAGAGAUUUCACGUCACAUUUGUUAAGUAAACAUAAAAGGGAAAUAAGUGAAUUGGAGUUUGACGAUUUGUCUUACAGAUGUAAGAAAUGCACGUUGACAUUUCCAAACUUGCUUUUGUUGCGGUCGCAUUUCUUCAAAAAACACACUACACUGGUUAUCUACAGAUGUAUUGUAUGUCAUGUCACAUUGAGGUCUAAAAAAUCUUUAAAAAUUCAUUUCAACAACGCUCAUGCCCAGAAAACCAAAGAACUACAGCCAUGCGAUGAAUGUGGGAAAGAGCUGUCAAACCUCAGAGCUCUUAAAGCUCAUAUUAGAUUGAAACAUAGUCCUAAUAAUAACAAACAAGGUUUUCGAUGCAGGCUUUGCAAGCAGAAAUUCGACUCAAAGGAGAGCAGGAAAGUUCAUUACGAAGAACAUCAUCUGGGAGAAAGUCCGUUUGUAUGCACAGAUUGCGGAAAAGGAUUUUCAAGCAAAUCUGGCCUUUAUGGACACCGUCAGCUUCAUAAAACCGACAAGUCUUCCACUUGUCCAUAUUGUGAAAAGAUAUUUAAUAGAAGGGACAGCUACCAUGAACAUAUACUGAUCCAUGUUGGACCAAAGCAUCGCUGUCCACAUUGCCCAAAAGAGUUUGUUCAACGCAGUAAUUUAGUUCGUCACAUCAGGAUUCACACAGGGCAGAAGCCAUACACCUGCACAUUUUGUGAUAAACGGUUUUCGGACAAAGGCGCGUGUAACUCUCACAUUCGUGUGCACACCAAAGAAGAACAAUGCGUUUGUUCAUAUUGCGGUCAAACAUUCACCAAGAAACAAAAGCUCAAGUAUCACAUAAGGAAACACACUGGAGAGGGGUUGUUGAGCUGUGAAAUAUGCUCUAAAUCAUUCACCAAUUCUUUUGCCCUGAAAGAACACAGGGCCAUUCAUGACAGGCAAACGCAAACCAUUUGCAUCGAAUGUGGCAAGGCAUUCAACAGCGCGAAAUACUUGCAGAGGCACGUUGCUCUCGUCCAUCAAGAAGCUCCACGCGCUAAUAUGGCUAUCCGGUGUCCAGUUUGUGGCAAAGUAUUUUGUCACGAAGGGAGGUUGAAAUCUCAUCUUGUUACCCAUUUAGGAAAGAAACAUUUGCAAUGUUUGAUUUGCGAAAAACGAUAUAGUAGCAUGAAAUCUGUGCGAAAUCACUUGCAGCAAAGUCAUAACCUGAUGCCGGAUCAACCGGAAUUUAGCAAGUAUUUUCGUUCUGCAUUUGAAAACGACCAAACGGCAUUAACUCCACAACGGCCAAACCUGCUGUGUUCUUCGAGCGAUGAAAAAAUUAGUUCCAAGAGUUCAAUAAAAUUAGAUCAACAACGAAGUUCUUGGAAUAAGGAUACGUUCACAGGAGUUGGGAAUGAUGGUAUCAAUCGAAACGAGAGGAUCGUUAAGGACGAAAUUUCUUUCACUCAAACUGAGGGUAUCUUAAAUUAUAAUCAUCAUGACAAGUUAUACUGUAAAACAGAGUUGAAUACUUCGGCAUCCACAAUCCAUGCGGAUAAAUUUUCGCAUGAAAUCAAAACCGAAAUUCUUGAUAUUCCGGAGGAAAUGGUUUUGCAAGACGAAAUUACACAUUCGUUUGCUGAAAAAUGUUCAAGUAUUGGAGAAGAACCGACGAAAGUGGGCGCCAAGAUGUCUAUGAAUGAACAGACGUACCCGAAAUGGACGCAAUCAAAUUUAAGUGCAAUUAUUGAAGAGCGUAUAAAGGUAAAUGAGGAGCUGUCUAAAAUAUGUGAAAAACAAAUUAAUCCUGUGGAAGAAGAAAUACCAGAAACCGAAGACAUUCGUAAUUACUUCCAAGAAAUGGAUCAAGAAUCAAAAUUGGAUUCGAAAUAUUCCAAAGAGAUUAAUAGGAGGAGAAAACAGAUGCGGACACCUAAGAAAUACGUCUCAACAGUCGACACGGGCUUACUUAAGAAUAAUUUGAAUAUUAUCGUACCAAAACGGGAAAGAGUUGAAGCAAUAGCUCGUUCGCUUAAGAAGUCAACCAAUACAACAUAACCGUCUGUGAAAGAAUAACGAGGUAAAUUAUCGUUGCGAUAUUUCUUUAAAGUAAGAUUUAGAUUUUAAGAAAAUAUGCGUUGUAUUAGCGAUUCCCCUGGUAAAAGAAGUUCUCAGAAAUUUCUUACAAUUCUGUUUAUAAAUUUUACAGAAAUAUACUUAUUCUGUAUUUCACCACUUUUCUGAGAAAAUAGUUUUAUUAUUUCUGGAAAAGUUGAAAUUAUUCCGAUAAAAUCGGAUGAAUUUCCCGAAAUUCUAGAAAGUUUUUGGAAGAACAUUUUCAUUUUCUAUUUAAUUGAAAAUCUAAAAAACUGCUAAUUUUUAAGUUUCUUAAAAUUUAUGAUUGAAUCGAGUUCUAUGUGAAAAUUGAGUAAAUUUUAGGAACAAUUCAAAUUCUUUCGGAACUCUUUAUUUUUUUUUACUGAAAAUCUAAAAACUUCAAGUUUUCGACUUUCUGACUAUUUCUAACAAAACUCACAUUUCUUCAGAACUUUAUUACCUCUCACAAAUCUGAAACUGUUCUGAGUUCUGGUGUGUCUGCGUAUUUUCUGACGAAAUCGUGUUACGAAAACCUGGUAAAAUCUAUGAAAGGAAUUAUAAAUUCUUAGGAAAUAGUUGGAUUUAAUUUUUCCGAACUGCUGCUGAAAAAAUUGCACAAAUCUGUAGAAGAAUAUUUUCAACAAUCUUUUCACAUCAAUUUUUAAUGAAUAUCAAGGAAACCAUGAAAGUGCUGAAAUUAAUUUUCUGCAUAAAAAUUUAAACACUUCAACAACAUUUCCAGAAAUUAAUGAAACUUUGCAGAAAAUCGUCCGCAGAUUUGAGAAACCGUCGUACAUUCUGAGUAAAUUCAUAGAAAUUUCUGGAAGUUUCAAAAAAUAAUUUUCACCAGGGAGUCGGAUUAAUGUUCUAUGCAAACGCCUGUAAUAUAUUUUCUAUACUUAUUUGCAUACGUCAGGCAGCAUUAUUUACGAAUUUGGAGAUCUACCAAAUUAACCACAAAGGCCAGUAAAUGCAUGGUAAAAAUAUAAUUAUACAACCACUUACCUUAUCAAUUAAUAUUCAUAAUUAUAUGCUGUAAUAAGCAUCAAAGAAAGUACCUAAGACACUACCUCUAAGACUAUAAUUUACAUAUUCUGUUUGUAUGACGAAUCAAUCUCCAGUGACAAAAAUACAGAUGCAAAUGAACAAUCAGAACGCACUGUACAAACGAUUUACAUAUAAUUCAUUAAUAUACGUAAUUUAAUCUACUGUUACCAAAUAAAAUCCCAAUAAUAAAGUCAAUUACGCAUAGCACCGAAAACGGAUACUAAAUUGAAUAUUAAGAACAUAAACUUUUACCGUACUUCAAAGAGAAGUCCAGUACAAAAAAAAAAAUUAGGACAAAACCUGUGCCAGAAGAAUGACCAAAACAAUUAUUACUAUUAGCGAGAGUACAUAGUUUGUAACAACGUUAGAAAUCGAACUAUGUAAUAUAUGAUAUUAUGUAUAUUAAUAGCAUUUAUUAUAAACAUAUUAUAUACAUACG
This is a messenger RNA of Neodiprion virginianus, 4990 nucleotides long. Its product is annotated as zinc finger protein 595-like. The transcript has 4 exons. The record is from RefSeq and is a predicted model, not a curated record. NCBI's taxonomy places the organism in Eukaryota, Metazoa, Arthropoda, Insecta, Hymenoptera, Diprionidae. Gene Ontology annotation, molecular function: RNA polymerase II cis-regulatory region sequence-specific DNA binding; DNA-binding transcription activator activity, RNA polymerase II-specific. Gene Ontology annotation, cellular component: nucleus. Bases 820 to 3465 code for a protein of 881 amino acids. Gene Ontology annotation, biological process: regulation of transcription by RNA polymerase II.